AUGUCAGCUAAUGUCAUUAGUGAAAACAUGAACAAGUUCUUGAGCGCUUUAUUUGUACUCGUGGUUGUAUUCGCAUGCUUCGAUAUGACAAGCGGUAGUCCAGAAAAAGCAAAGGAUGAUGCAUACGCUGAUGAAGAGAAAAAGGAAACACCAAAGCCAACUAAAAAACCAAAACAUAAACAUGCUGACAAGAAACGAAGUAAACGAUCAUCUUCACCUGCAAAGAACUUCGGAAGUCCAAUUCUAUUUUUGGUCGGACCAAUUAUUGCUUCAAAGUGUCUAUUUUAAAGUGUGCGCUUUCCUAAACAUACUUUGUUGGAGAAGUCAGUAUGAUCAAUUUUAGUCCGAAUUUGCUGUCUGAUAUUGUUUCAAAUUGCUUUCUAAAUAAAAAAGGUUUUCUC
Messenger RNA from Trichobilharzia szidati, 401 nucleotides. The record is from the annotation of a GenBank genome assembly. Lineage: Eukaryota; Metazoa; Platyhelminthes; Trematoda; Strigeidida; Schistosomatidae.